This is a messenger RNA of Erpetoichthys calabaricus (reedfish), 1545 nucleotides long. It is a transcript of the gene cops5, whose product is annotated as COP9 signalosome subunit 5. Bases 231 to 1235 code for a protein of 334 amino acids. The transcript has 9 exons. Gene Ontology annotation, biological process: protein deneddylation. Gene Ontology annotation, cellular component: cytoplasm; COP9 signalosome. The record is from RefSeq and is a predicted model, not a curated record. NCBI's taxonomy places the organism in Eukaryota, Metazoa, Chordata, Cladistia, Polypteriformes, Polypteridae. Gene Ontology annotation, molecular function: protein binding; deNEDDylase activity; metallopeptidase activity.
UAAGAAAUACAAAUCUAUAAACUGUAUUCACAUUUUCCUAAUAACAUAAUAUAUUUAUUUCUUUAAAAAAGUAAUGCCAACGAUAGAUAUUUAACGAAUGUGUCUUCGAGGGAUUUGGGGGAAAAAAAGCGCGACCGUAUCUUUGGCUUUAGUUCCACCCCCAGUUUUAUUUUACUUGGCGCCGACAGGCUGUGUCGUUCUAAUAAAGCCAAAGAGGCAUUGUGUGUGCAAUGGCCGGUGCCGGCAUGGCCCAGAAGACUUGGGAGCUCACUAAUAACAUGCAGGAAGUUCAGAGUAUUGAUGAAAUUUACAAAUAUGACAAGAAACAACAGCAAGAAAUCUUGGCAGCGAAACCUUGGACAAAGGACCACCACUACUUCAAAUACUGCAAGAUCUCUGCGCUAGCCCUUCUGAAGAUGGUGAUGCACGCUAGAUCAGGUGGCAACCUUGAAGUGAUGGGACUCAUGCUGGGCAAGGUGGAUGGGGAAACUAUGAUAAUUAUGGACAGCUUUGCCCUACCAGUGGAAGGAACAGAGACUCGAGUCAAUGCCCAGGCAGCAGCUUACGAGUAUAUGGCAGCAUAUAUAGAAAAUGCGAAACAGGUAGGGCGCCUUGAAAAUGCCAUUGGGUGGUAUCAUAGUCACCCUGGCUAUGGCUGCUGGCUCUCAGGGAUUGAUGUUAGCACGCAGAUGCUUAAUCAGCAGUUUCAGGAGCCCUUUGUUGCAGUUGUUAUUGAUCCAACAAGGACCAUAUCAGCUGGAAAAGUGAACCUUGGGGCAUUUAGAACAUAUCCAAAGGGCUAUAAACCUCCAGAUGAAGGUCCUUCAGAAUAUCAGACUAUUCCCCUCAAUAAGAUAGAAGAUUUUGGGGUGCACUGCAAACAGUAUUAUGCCUUGGAAGUGUCAUAUUUCAAGUCUUCACUUGAUCGUAAGCUCCUAGAACUUUUGUGGAAUAAAUAUUGGGUGAAUACUCUUAGCUCCUCAAGUUUGCUAACUAACUCUGAUUACACUACAGGGCAAGUAUUUGACUUGUCAGAGAAGCUGGAGCAAUCUGAAGCACAACUUGGACGGGGCAGCUUUAUGUUAGGCCUAGACACUCAUGAUAGGAAGUCUGAAGACAAGCUAGCGAAGGCAACAAGAGACAGCUGCAAGACCACCAUAGAAGCUAUCCAUGGAUUGAUGUCUCAGGUUAUCAAGGAUAAACUCUUCAAUCAAAUUAAUACGUCAUCUACCUAAUAUUGUGAAAUGAACAGCUGGACGGGCUGGAAAACAUCAGCUUUUUCUGCUAAAGAUAGUGUUUUAGGCUUAAUUUAAUACAACAUCCCAAGGUUUCUACAGCAAGGAAGAUCCUUAAGGCUGGAAUUAAUAUUAUUGUACUGUUUAAUUCUUGCUACUACACCACAUUUUAAGUUUGUGCUUAGACAUAUACUUCAGCUAACUGCUGUAAAAUAGUUUUUUUAUAAAUAAAUCCUGUUGAUAAUGAGACAUUUUGGGCCAUCUCAGAUAGUUCAGAAAUUAAAGGUCUUGAAUAAAAAUCUAAAAAUCA